UAGCCCAGACCGUCUGCUCAUCGACCGGCCCUGCGGAGCUGGGAGGUCACCAGCAGGCUCCCGUCCCUGCCUUCCAGAGCACACUUCUGCCCCACCUGCCCCUGCCCCCGCAGCCCACCUGCUCCCAUCCACGCCCGUGUCCGCGCCUCGCCUGCCUUCCUCCUGGAACCCACGGGACCAUGGGCGCCUCCAGGCUCUACACCUUGGUGCUGGUGCUGCAGCCUCAGCGAGUGCUCCUGGGCAUGAAGAAGCGGGGCUUCGGGGCCGGCCGCUGGAACGGCUUCGGGGGCAAAGUGCACGAAGGAGAGACCAUCGAGGACGGGGCCAAGAGGGAGCUGCAGGAGGAGUGCGGGGUCACCGUGGACGCGCUGCACAAGGCGGGCCACAUCACGUUCGAGUUCGUGGGGGAGCCCGAGCUGAUGGACGUGCACAUCUUCUGCGCGGACAGCGUGCAGGGGACGCCCACGGAGAGUGAGGAAAUGCGGCCUCAGUGGUUCCCCCUGGACCAGAUCCCCUUCGCCCACAUGUGGCCGGACGACAGCUACUGGUUCCCUCUCCUGCUCCAGAAGAAGAGGUUCCAGGGCUACUUCAAGUUCCAGGGCCAGGACACCAUCCUGGACUACAGGCUGCGCGAGGUGGACACCGUGUAGCGGCAGGACCACGCGCCCCUCCCGCCGCGGUCACGGCCGCACCACACGUGGGCCCGCCCGGCGAACCACGCCCGGGCUUUGUGUUUGGAACCUGAGUGGAUGGGAAGGAAAAUAAACGUCUUUCCCCCUUUCA
Molecule: messenger RNA, 783 nt
Organism: Eptesicus fuscus (big brown bat)
Lineage: Eukaryota; Metazoa; Chordata; Mammalia; Chiroptera; Vespertilionidae
Gene: NUDT1
Product: nudix hydrolase 1
Exons: 3
Coding region: 180-650 (156 amino acids)
Biological process (GO): DNA protection
Molecular function (GO): 8-oxo-7,8-dihydroguanosine triphosphate pyrophosphatase activity
Source: RefSeq, a predicted model, not a curated record